AUGGGAGAUGUCAUCAAUUGCACGAGGUUUCUUUGCCGAGCCGAUGACUUGGUUGCAUUACCAGAAGAACCAGUCGAAAUACCAAAAAUUCCUCUCAUUUCACUCGCAUAUCGUGUUGGAACUCUUUUGGAUAUAUAUGGUGAAAAAACAAAUGAACAACAUGUGAUGAAUGCUCUUCGACAAACUAUUCGCCAAUGGAGAGAACAAGGCAUACCGGUUGACUUUUGUGAAUUUGCGUCGUAUCCAAGAUUAGAUGUAUUUCCAGCUAGAUACGUCAUCUUUCUGGAACUGAUUGAGGAUCAAGGACACAAGCUUGAUACACAACAAAUUCAAGUUCUCAAGAAUACCAUCAAUACAGAAGUCGAAGAACAACUUUGCAAAGCGAAUCAAAAUUAUAAAGAUAAUCGAAGUUCAACAAAGCUUGGUCCACUUGAUUCUAUUCUUGUACGUAAUGGAACAUUCUCGACUUUUUUGCGCAAAUUCUUAUGGACCGAUCGUGCCAGUCCUCUGCAAAUCAAACCUCAGCGAAGAUUGAGAAAUGAAGAACAUAUUAGAUUCUUUUAUGACAAUCAAAUUGAUACAUCAUCUUUCUAA
Molecule: messenger RNA, 594 nt
Organism: Rotaria sp. Silwood1
Lineage: Eukaryota; Metazoa; Rotifera; Eurotatoria; Philodinida; Philodinidae
Source: the annotation of a GenBank genome assembly